AUGGCCUUAGAUGGAGACAUUUUUAAAUUUCAAAACAGCACUCCGUUUGAAAUCUCUGAAUGGACUCACAAUACGGUGAGGGAAGCGGUUCUCGAAUUACUGCGAGAAAUAUCUCAAAGCAAACUCUCAAAGCUGUGCCAAAUAUCUCAGUCGCUUCUGUCGAGUAUUGUUAACAACAAAUUUGAGGGAAAGAUCGGCAAAAAGAAAUGCGAAGAAUUCGGCAAAUGGUAUACCGAUUAUAGGAGAGGACAUCCCUCCCAAAAGUUGAUAUCUUUAGAGAGACUUUUUUCCGCACAAAAGACCGUUUGUGGCGUUAGUUCUGAACCCAAGAGAAGGGAUAAUAGAAGUGAAGAGAAGAGUGAAGAAGAAAAGGGCACAGAAUUGGACACAAGUCUUACCCAAACGACGAGUCAAAGCUGUGAAACGAGAUUAACGUUUCAUUCAGGCCUAGAAGUGCCGCAAUUGAGACAAUGGUUUCGCACUAAUCCUAAACCAUCGGAUCGACUGCUCCUUAAAUAUGCAGAAAUACUGAAUCAAAGCUCAUUACGACUCGAAAGUUACGUUAAAAUCAUUGAAGAAUUGGUGGAAAAAUGA
Messenger RNA from Medioppia subpectinata, 594 nucleotides. NCBI's taxonomy places the organism in Eukaryota, Metazoa, Arthropoda, Arachnida, Sarcoptiformes, Oppiidae. The record is from the annotation of a GenBank genome assembly.